AGCAGCUGACUUUCCAGGACCCGCCCCACCAGUCUCCUCUGCUCACCUCACUCAGCUCUCCCCACUUGUCUGCUCCUCUUGGGAUCUAGCUGUCUUGAAACGAGCCUAUUUUUGACCAGCUGGGUGGCUCGCGAGAGGCUCACGGCGCUGCCAGGCGGUGACCCGGAGGACCAAAACUCCCGGACGACGAGGAACCGCCCAACAUGGCAUCGGAGAGUGGGAAGCUGUGGGGUGGCCGGUUUGUGGGAGCAGUGGACCCCAUCAUGGAGAAGUUCAAUGCGUCCAUCGCCUAUGACCAGCACCUAUGGGAGGUGGACAUGCAGGGCAGCAAGGCCUACAGCCGGGGCCUGGAGAAGGCGGGGCUCCUCACCAAGGCCGAGAUGGACCAGAUACUCCAGGGCCUGGACAAGGUAGCUGAGGAGUGGGCCCAGGGUACCUUCAAACUAAACCCCAACGACGAGGACAUCCAUACAGCCAACGAGCGGUGUCUGAAGGAGCUCAUCGGUGAAACCUCACGGAAGCUACACACAGGACGAAGCCAGAAUGACCAGGUAGUCACAGACCUCAGGCUGUGGGUGAGACGGAACUGCUCCACGCUCUCUGCCCCCCUCUGGGAGCUCAUCAGAACCAUGGUGGAUCGGGCGGAGGCGGAAUGGGAUGUCCUCUUCCCGGGGUACACACACCUGCAGAGGGCUCAGCCCACCCGCUGGAGCCACUGGAUCCUGAGCCAGAGACUCUGAGAGGCUGCUGGAGGUGCAGAAGAAGAUCAACGUCCUGCCUCUGGGGAGCGGGGCCAUUGCAGGCAGUCCUCUGGGUGUGGACCGGGAGCUGCUCCGAGCAGAGCUGAACUCUCUACCUUACAGCACCUGCUGGCUCACAGUUUCCAUUUUAUGAUGAUAACUAGGGCUUGUUCUGACUCCUCUUGUCUCGUCCCUCGUUGCCCUGACAGUUACUACAUCG
Messenger RNA from Camelus dromedarius (Arabian camel), 960 nucleotides. RefSeq names its product argininosuccinate lyase-like. Gene Ontology annotation, molecular function: argininosuccinate lyase activity. Gene Ontology annotation, cellular component: cytosol. The record is from RefSeq and is a predicted model, not a curated record. Bases 204 to 740 code for a protein of 178 amino acids. The transcript has a single exon. NCBI's taxonomy places the organism in Eukaryota, Metazoa, Chordata, Mammalia, Artiodactyla, Camelidae.